Messenger RNA from Pecten maximus, 4686 nucleotides. Its product is annotated as nicastrin-like. The record is from RefSeq and is a predicted model, not a curated record. Gene Ontology annotation, cellular component: membrane. Gene Ontology annotation, biological process: Notch receptor processing; protein processing. NCBI's taxonomy places the organism in Eukaryota, Metazoa, Mollusca, Bivalvia, Pectinida, Pectinidae.
UAUUCCUAAACAUGGCCGUCACUGUCAGAAUCGCUCAUGUGAUAUCAUGGUUCUUUCUGUUUACAGUGGCUAACUGUGAAAGAGUGAGCAACAAGACUUACGUGGAGAUCAAUGGCGUGUCUGCCUGCUUCAGACGAUUCAAUGCCACUCAUCAAGUUGGAUGUACUUCUAAAGCGUCUGGGAAUGUUGGGGUGGUCUACUAUGUGGAAUCCAUUAACGAUAUCAACUAUAUAAUCAAGGAGGCAAACCAGCCACCAUACGCCAUCCUCAUGGGACCGGAGUUGUUCACCCUGAAAAAUGUGCAGAAUUUAUGGAAUUCUGGAAAGAUCAAUGGAAUGAUGGUGAUACAUUUGGACACAACUCCUAUACCGGACACGUUCUCUCCGGACACCACCUGUCCUAAUGACCCAUAUGGUCUGUACCAUGGUAACAGUGACUAUGGCAACUGUAGGGAGGGGCAGUGGAACCUCAAUGGUAACAGUAUGAUGUUCCAUGAUUACGCCUUCCCCAUCUUUGUGAUGAAGGAUGAAGAGGAAGUGAACUACUUGAUACAUGAUUGUUUUGAGAGUUUCAACAAACCAAUUGAUGGAAAUCCGCGGAACUACCCCCUUUGUGCUGUUGAAUUAAAGGACAGUAUGUCUGGGUCCAAGGAUUCUGUGACGUGUAUCCGUCGUAACAAUAUGCAAGCCAGCCUCGAUCCUGAGACGUAUUGUGACCCUCUUGGUGAUAAAAAUAUUGUGGCUCCCCUGAAGUCUGUACCUAGUACAGAGGACUACCCGGACAACUCUGUCAUAGUGGCAGCUGCAAGGAUGGACACAUUUUCCAUGUUUGAAAAUGAAUACCCUGGAGCUGACAGUCAUGUGACAGGAAUUGUCGGACUACUCGCUGCAGCUGAGGCCAUCGGUAAAGUAAAGGAGAGCAUCAUCAAGGGAGACAACUCCAAAGAUAUUCUGUUUGCCUUCUUCCAGGGUGAGGCCUUUGAUUACAUCGGUAGCAGUCGAACUGUGUAUGACAUGGAAAAGGAUAAGUUUCCUCAGGAACCAGUAUCCGGGGAGACCCACGUCCAUCCCAUCAACCUUCAACAUAUAUCUCACUUCGUAGAGGUUAGCCAGCUCGGUCUCCGUGACGAUGACAAGCUAUGGAUUCAUACUGACCCAAUUAGUGUGAAAAGUAGCAAGAAAAUUUCUGAAGAGGUAGAUGUAAUGAUAAAAAACAUCACAGACUUGGCCAGGAUGGUUGAUUUAGACAUUGGUAACAUCACCACAAACAAACCCCUACCACCUUCUUCUGUCCAGCGCUUCCUGAAGAAAAGGCAGAUACCAGCCAUUGUCAUGACUGAUCACCAAGGCAGCUUCACCAAUAAGUACUACAAUAGCAGGUUUGACCGUGCCUCUACAAUACAGGCAAACUCUACCAGUUACGAUAUGGUCACAGAACAGGCACAAAAAUUGACCAAGGUCGCUACCACACUGGCAAGAUCACUGUUCCUCCUGGCAACGGAUGGGAAUACGACUGAGGUCGAGGCGAAUGUAACAAGUGUGACACACAUGCUCUAUUGUUUCCUGAUCAACAAAACCUGUGACCUAUUCCAGGAAAUCAUUGAUGAAGACAACUUGGACACAUUAUUGGAAAGUUCUACCCCAUACCCAUUCUACGUGGGGGUUACCACCACAAAUAACCACGUGACAAGUCUGACGAAGCGCCUCCUGAGUUUGUAUCUAGGAGAUCGGAAGGUCAACGUUACAAAGGACAACUGUAAUACUCCAGACAAGGAUAAGGUAUAUGAAUACACAUGGAUGCAAGGUCCACUGAAAACUGACCAAACACGUGAAGGAGUCUGUAUACAGAGUUCUGUGAGCCUCACUUCUGCAAAAUCUCCAGCCUUCGACAUCACAGAUUAUGACUGGACUUCUGGUGAAUUUUCCACUUGGACAGAAAGUAGUUGGAAGCAAGAUGCAAUCAGCAUUCGUGUGUUUCUCAUCCCGAGUGAACAGAUGGAGGUGGUGUUACUCUGCUCUGGUUUGGCCCUGUUUGUCGUUUCAUUGGCCAUUUCAUAUUUCAUCAACAAGAAGUCUUCAAUAUUGUUCCAAACACCCCAGAACUUAGACCCUCCAACAGAAAACUCCAGAAUAUGAAAAAAUAGUAUAUAGAGACAAUUAUAUUGGCCUCUGGAGUAAUCCUCACCCUGCUGUCCUUGCUGUUGGGCUACUUCAUCAACGCUAGAGCUGGAAUCAUCUUCUCCUCAACGCAUUCCUCCAGAUAUUUCUCUUAUUGAGGGCAGGAUUCAACAGGCUACCAUAGAGUACCUGUCGUUAUCAAAUAUAACAGUCGCAGAGGAGCUGUUGUGUCAUUAUAACAGAUACUGUCAGAGGAUUUGUCAUGUCAUUAUAAUAGAUACCCUCAGAGGAGUUGUCAUGUCAUUAUAACAGAUACUGUCAGAGGAUUUGUCAUGUCAUUAUAACAAAUACCCUCAGAGGAGUUGUCAUGUCAUUAUAACAUACUCUCAGAGGAGUUGUCAUGUCAUUAUAACAGAUACUCUCAGAGGAGUUGUCAUGUCAUUAUAACAGAUACCCUCAGAGGAGUUGUCAUGUCAUUAUAACAGAUACCCUCAGAGGAGUUGUCAUGUCAUUAUAACAGAUACCCUCAGAGGAGUUGUCAUGUCAUUAUAACAGAUACUCUCAGAGGAGUUGUCAUGUCAUUAUAACAGAUACCCUCAGAGGAGUUGUCAUGUCAUUAUAACAGAUACCCUCAGAGGAGUUGUCAUGUCAUUAUAACAGAUACUCUCAGAGGAGUUGUCAUGUCAUUAUAACAGAUACCCUCAGAGGAGUUGUCAUGUCGUUAUAACAGAUACUCUCAGAGGAGUUGUCAUGUCGUUAUAACAGAUACUUUCAGAGGAGUUGUCAUGUCAUUAUAACAGAUACUGUCAGAGGAGUUGUCAUGUCGUUAUAACAGAUACUCUCAGAGGAGUUGUCAUGUCAUUAUAACAGAUACUCUCAGAGGAGUUGUCAUGUCAUUAUAACAGAUACCCUCAGAGGAGUUGUCAUGUCAUUAUAACAGAUACUGUCAGAGGAGUUGUCAUGUCAUUAUAACAGAUAUUCUCAGAGGAGUUGUCAUGUCAUUAUAACAUACCCUCAGAGGAGUUGUCAUGUCAUAAUAACAUACCCUCAGAGGAGUUGUCAUGUCAUUAUAACAGAUACUCUCAGAGGAGUUGUCAUGUCAUUAUAACAGAUACCCUCAGAGGAUUUGUCAUGUCAUUAUAACAGAUACCCUCAGAGGAGUUGUCAUGUCAUUAUAACAGAUACUCUCAGAGGAGUUGUCAUGUCGUUAUAACAGAUACUGUCAGAGGAGUUGUCAUGUUAUCAAAUAUAACAAAUACUUGCGGAGGCAUUGAUGUGAUAUUGGAUCCUCUCAGAUUUAACUGUUGUUGUCAUUAGAUACUUUUAGAGGAGCUAUUGUUACCAAAUGUAAGAGAUACACGCAGUGGAUAUGUCGCGUAUGUUAUCAGAUAUAAUAGGAGAUUCUUGUCGUGGAGCUGUUGUGAUAUCCAAUAUAACAGAUACCUUGCAGAUUAACUGUUGUGUUAUCUUUAGAUAUUAUAUAGAUAUUCUCAGAGGAGCUGUUAUCAAAUAUAACAGAUACUCGCAGAGAAUAUGUCAUGUUAUCAUUUAUUACAAAUAUUUUGAAUAAUCUUAUAUUGUGAAAUGAUGGGAAAUAUUACAAAUAAGUGACUAUGUGGUAUUAUGUAUGACAGAAUAAAUGAUGGUAAGCAUUGUGGUAGAAGCGUUGUGGUAUCUUGUAUGACAGAAUAAAUGACGGUAAGUGUUGUGGUAUAUUGUAUGACAGAAUAAAUGAUUGGUAAGUGUUGUGGUAUCUUGUAUGACAGAAUAAAUGACGGUAAGCGUUGUGGUAUAUUGUAUGACAGAAUAAAUGAUUGGUAAGCGUUGUGGUAUCUUGUAUGGCAGAAUAAAUGAUUGGUAAGCGUUGUGGUAUUUUGUAUGACAGAAUAAAUGAUUGGUAAGCGUUGUGGUAUAUUGUAUGACAGAAUAAAUGAUUGGUAAGCGUUGUGGUAUCUUGUAGGACAAAAUAAAUGACGGUAAGCAUUGUGGUAUAUUGUAUGACAAAAUAAAUGAUUGGUAAGCGUUGUGGUAUCUUGUAUGACAGAAUAAAUGAUGGUAAGCGUUGUGGUAUCUUGUAUGACAGAAACAAUUAUUGGUAAGCGUUGUGGUAUUUUGUAUGACAGAAUAAAUGAUUGGUAAGCCUUAUGGUAUCUUGUAUGACAGAAUAAAUGAUUGGUAAGCGUUGUGGUAUAUUGUAUGACAGAAUAAAUGAUUGGUAAGCAUUGUGGUAUUUUGUAUGACAGAAUAAAUGACGGUAAGCGUUGUGGUAUAUGUGGAUUGACCCUUCAUAUUAAGUGUGUAAUCCAGUGAUGUCCAUGUUGUAAUUUAACUGUUAUGGACCUUAGUGAACCUGUUACAGCCAUCACCUUCCUAACAGUUGGAUAUAACAACCUCAUGAUCAGGGGUCAGACAAUGUCUGCUACACUAAGUAUACCAUUUAGCUGACUUUAUUUUUACUCCAACUGUCAUGUUACAUUUCUCAUAAGUUGUAUCAUCAAUGUCUUUUUCAUUCAUACUUCUUGUAUAAAAAUUGACACAAUCUGUUGUAUGAGUAAAAUAUGUGAUGUUU